AUGUCUCAAUGGCAUGAUAUUGGUCAGUUUGAGCUAAUCCGGUCCUUGUAUGGGCAUAUUUGCUGCACUAAAUGCUCGGGAAGCGUACUCCAGCUACUACCUUCAGUGCCUGAUGGAGAGAUCUUGUACCAUGAGACAGAAGAGAACGAUGUGCUUGACAUUGCAAUGUCUAAAAAGACGUACAUGUUAAUUUUCACCGAAGCUCACACCUUCUUUGGGGCAAAGGGAUACAAAUUCAAGCUUGAGACGUUCACCGAACCUGAACUUGAGAAGCUCUACAUGGCUACUAAUGGUAUAUUGCUAACCACAAAUGACCAUUUCACAGUAUGGAGGACUCACAGAGAUGUUGUUUUGGAGAUGUUGCGUCGAGGCGAUAAAGGUGCUAUCGAACGAGAUUUUACAUACACCAUGUUCCUUGCAACUUCGAAGCUCAAACGUAUCAACAAGAGCUCAGUGCUAUUUACUUGGAUCAGGAAGUUAUUUGUGGCACUCUCAAACGAUAAGAAUGUCGCCAAACUUUUGAUAUUUCGUCUUCUUCGGUCUAUGGAGGUUCACUUCGCUAACUAUUAUGCUGGAUUCACCACACAAUGGCUUCUUCAGGUACUCCAAGCAAAGGCAGACGAGGAGAUCCUACUAUUUUUAGGCAAGAAUCUUCGAGAGAAGUGUCGAACGCACCUUGGCGACGUGACUUUAUGGGGAUGCUAUAGUAUGUGGUUGAACGCAAGUAAAUUAGAUCAUUUUGCCCUUCAGCAAUUCAAAGAGGAUGAGAGAUUUUGGAGAAAUGAAGGUAUUAAAGUUGAAGAAUUAGAUAUCGACAGCUCAGGCCUGAGGAAGCCUGUUAUAGUUGAUGUUGAUGCUGACUUGGAUUGGCUUCUCAAGGUUCAAUGUCCAAGAUAUACACCUUUUGAGUGUCUAUAUAACGCCACUGAAAACAGAUCAGAUUUUCUCAUAAAAAUAAGAGAUCAUCUAGAAACUCAGAAGUCCAAAACUAGAGCAGACCCCGAUAGCGCUUUGAGCGUUCAAUUUAGUGAGUACCUCGCCCUUCUUCAGGACUUUCUCAGCAAACACAGUUCCCCGGGCCAAUCAACGAGUUAG
Candidozyma auris is the source of this 1095-nucleotide messenger RNA. RefSeq lists its product as uncharacterized. Bases 1 to 1095 code for a protein of 364 amino acids. The record is from RefSeq and is a predicted model, not a curated record. Lineage: Eukaryota; Fungi; Ascomycota; Pichiomycetes; Serinales; Metschnikowiaceae. The transcript has a single exon.